GCUGAGUGAGUGUGGGGGAUGGGGGGAGUGCCCAGCCUGCCUCCACCUGUGGUGUGCGCAAGAAUCAAGCACUUUAUUUGGUACGACGGGAGCAGAUCUUGAGAAUGGGGGGAAAAGUCUUGUGCAAUCCACAUUUUUCUUUGAAGUAACUCUACAAAGAAUGCAAUGUUGACUUAAGGAGGGCUCCCAAUGGAUGGCUAAGCCUGCUUAAAGAUCUGCGUAAUCGCUGCUGUGCUCCUGGGCACUGGGCAUGAGUGAGAAGCAGCCGCAUGAAACCGAGAUUGAUGAACAGAGUGAGCUGAAAGCCAUCGAGAAAGAGAAGAAGGUGACAGCCCUGCCCCCCAAGGAAGCGUGCAAAUGCCAGAAAGAGGAUUUGGCCAGAGCGUUUUGUGUGGACUUACACACUGGGCUGUCGGAGUUCUCGGUGACGCAGCGCCGGCUGGCCCAUGGCUGGAAUGAGUUUGUUGCUGACAACAGCGAACCUGUGUGGAAGAAAUACCUGGAUCAGUUUAAGAACCCCCUGAUCCUGCUGCUGCUGGGCUCUGCCCUGGUGAGUGUCCUCACCAAGGAGUAUGAGGACGCCGUCAGCAUCGCCACGGCAGUGCUUGUCGUGGUCACUGUCGCCUUCAUCCAGGAGUACAGGUCGGAGAAAUCUCUGGAAGAGCUGACCAAGCUGGUUCCUCCAGAAUGUAACUGCCUAAGAGAAGGAAAACUCCAGCACCUGCUUGCUCGAGAACUGGUUCCUGGUGAUGUCGUAUCUCUCUCGAUCGGAGACCGGAUCCCUGCAGACAUCCGACUCACUGAGGUCACGGACCUCUUGGUGGAUGAAUCCAGUUUCACCGGGGAAGCCGAGCCAUGUAGUAAAACAGACAGCCCCUUGACAGGCGGUGGGGACCUCACCACCCUCAGCAACAUCGUCUUCAUGGGGACCCUGGUGCAGUAUGGGAGGGGCCAGGGGGUCGUGAUUGGAACAGGGGAAAGCUCUCAGUUCGGAGAAGUGUUUAAGAUGAUGCAGGCUGAAGAGACACCUAAAACUCCUUUGCAGAAAAGCAUGGACAGGCUAGGAAAGCAACUGACACUCUUCUCCUUUGGCAUAAUCGGUCUCAUCAUGCUCAUUGGCUGGUCGCAAGGGAAACAACUCCUGAGUAUGUUCACGAUCGGGGUCAGCCUGGCUGUGGCGGCCAUUCCAGAGGGUCUGCCCAUCGUCGUCAUGGUGACGCUGGUCCUGGGAGUGCUGCGGAUGGCCAAGAAGCGGGUCAUCGUGAAGAAGUUACCCAUCGUGGAGACUUUAGGUUGCUGCAGCGUUCUCUGUUCUGACAAGACGGGGACUCUGACUGCCAAUGAAAUGACAGUGACCCAGCUUGUAACGUCAGAUGGGCUUCGUGCCGAGGUCAGCGGAGUUGGGUAUGACGGUCAAGGGACUGUGUGUCUUCUACCAUCCAAGGAAGUCAUUAAGGAAUUUUCCAAUGUCUCAGUGGGAAAGUUAGUGGAGGCGGGCUGUGUUGCCAACAAUGCGGUCAUCAGAAAGAACGCCGUGAUGGGGCAGCCCACCGAGGGUGCAUUGAUGGCCCUGGCGAUGAAGAUGGACUUAAGUGAUAUUAAAAAUUCAUAUAUAAGAAAAAAAGAGAUUCCAUUCAGUUCAGAGCAGAAGUGGAUGGCGGUGAAAUGCAGUCUGAAGACUGAGGAUCAGGAAGACAUUUACUUCAUGAAAGGGGCCUUGGAAGAGGUGAUCCGCUACUGCACCAUGUACAACAACGGGGGCAUCCCCCUGCCGCUGACGCCCCAGCAGAGGUCAUUCUGCCUGCAGGAAGAGAAGAGGAUGGGGUCGCUCGGUUUGCGGGUGCUGGCCCUGGCUUCUGGGCCCGAGCUGGGGCGGCUGACGUUUCUCGGUCUUGUGGGCAUCAUUGACCCCCCGAGAGUUGGCGUGAAGGAAGCAGUCCAGGUUCUCUCCGAGUCUGGUGUGUCUGUGAAGAUGAUAACGGGGGAUGCCCUGGAGACGGCCUUGGCCAUAGGAAGAAACAUCGGCCUGUGCAACGGGAAGCUGCAAGCCAUGUCCGGGGAGGAGGUGGACAGCGUGGAGAAGGGCGAGCUGGCCGACCGCGUGGGGAAGGUGUCCGUGUUCUUCAGGACCAGCCCAAAGCACAAGCUCAAAAUCAUCAAGGCUCUGCAGGAGUCAGGGGCGAUCGUGGCCAUGACUGGGGAUGGGGUGAACGACGCAGUGGCCCUGAAGUCUGCAGACAUUGGGAUCGCCAUGGGGCAGACAGGGACGGACGUCAGCAAAGAGGCCGCCAACAUGAUCCUGGUGGAUGAUGACUUCUCAGCCAUCAUGAAUGCAGUGGAGGAAGGCAAGGGUAUUUUUUACAACAUCAAAAACUUUGUCCGAUUCCAGCUGAGCACGAGCAUCUCCGCCCUGAGUCUCAUCACUCUGUCCACCGUGUUCAACCUGCCCAGCCCCCUCAACGCCAUGCAGAUCCUAUGGAUCAACAUCAUCAUGGAUGGGCCACCGGCGCAGAGGAGUUCCCAGAAAACUGAAGUGUGUUGCACUGCAGUGAGACUGGGAGUAGAAGGCAGAGGAGAAAGUACCUGGGCCGGCAGAGCUGGCUUGGGGGUAGAGCCCGUUGACAAAGACGCCUUCAGGCAGCCACCACGGAGUGUGCGGGACACCAUCCUCAGCAGAGCCCUCAUCCUGAAGAUCCUCAUGUCCGCGGCCAUCAUCAUCAGCGGGACCCUCUUUAUCUUCUGGAAGGAGAUGCCUGAAGACAGAGCAAGCACUCCCCGCACCACGACGAUGACGUUCACUUGUUUUGUGUUUUUCGAUCUCUUCAACGCCUUGACCUGCCGCUCUCAGACCAAGCUGAUAUUUGAGAUCGGCUUUCUCAGGAACCACAUGUUCCUCUACUCCGUCCUGGGGUCCAUCCUGGGGCAGCUGGCGGUCAUUUACAUCCCCCCGCUGCAGAGGGUCUUCCAGACGGAGAACCUGGGAGCGCUUGAUUUGCUGUUUUUAACUGGAUUGGCCUCAUCCGUCUUCAUUUUGUCAGAGCUCCUCAAACUAUGUGAAAAAUACUGUUGCAGCCCCAAGAGAGUCCAGAUGCACCCUGAAGAUGUGUAGUGGACCGCACUCCGCGGCACCUUCCCUAAUCAUCUCGAUCUGGUUGUGACUGUGGCCCCUGCCGUGUCUCCUCGUCAGGGGAGACUUUUAGGAGGCCGCAGCCUUCCAUCACCGGAUCAGUUUUUCCUCUUAGGAAAGCUGCAGGAACCUCGUGGGCUCCAGGGACCCAGGCCCACAUCCAUCCAGCGUUCCCGCUGGCUGUGGGACAGACAGGGAGGGGCCUGUACAGAAACACCACACUGUUUAUUAAAUCACAAUGAUUUUUAUUAACCAUGUCUAACUACGUAUCUGUGCCACAGCUUGCAGUGAGGCAGGCCACUCGUGGCAGAUACAAGGGGCUCCUGAGAGGCAGUGGGUAGGAUGGUCACACUCUGCCCAUUGCCCUCCUGGAGGCCCCAUUUCCUCAUCAUAAAAUGAGGGACUUUUAAAUAAAGUGCUAUGCCGGGGGAUAAUUA
Messenger RNA from Homo sapiens (human), 3564 nucleotides. RefSeq names its product ATPase secretory pathway Ca2+ transporting 2 (gene ATP2C2). The record is from RefSeq and is a predicted model, not a curated record. NCBI's taxonomy places the organism in Eukaryota, Metazoa, Chordata, Mammalia, Primates, Hominidae. The transcript has 28 exons. Gene Ontology annotation, molecular function: P-type calcium transporter activity; nucleotide binding; P-type manganese transporter activity. Gene Ontology annotation, cellular component: cytoplasmic vesicle; perinuclear region of cytoplasm; plasma membrane. Gene Ontology annotation, biological process: manganese ion transmembrane transport; calcium ion transport. The coding region runs from base 251 to 3109 and encodes 952 amino acids.